Leucoraja erinaceus (little skate) is the source of this 1023-nucleotide messenger RNA. RefSeq names its product fibroblast growth factor 2 (gene fgf2). Gene Ontology annotation, cellular component: cytoplasm. Gene Ontology annotation, molecular function: fibroblast growth factor receptor binding; growth factor activity. Lineage: Eukaryota; Metazoa; Chordata; Chondrichthyes; Rajiformes; Rajidae. The transcript is spliced from 3 exons. Bases 46 to 519 code for a protein of 157 amino acids. The record is from RefSeq and is a predicted model, not a curated record. Gene Ontology annotation, biological process: animal organ morphogenesis; regulation of cell migration; cell differentiation.
GUGGUUUGAGUGGAGCCAGGGGCCAGAGCCAGGCGAGCGUGGGACAUGGCGGCGGCGGCGGCUGGAGCAGGAGGGAUCAACACACUACCUGAUGCUGGCGCCAACCCCUUCCCACCGGGAGCUUUCAAGGACCCCAAGAGACUCUACUGUAAGAACGGCGGCUAUUUCCUGAGGAUCUUGCCGGAUGGCAGGGUGGACGGAACCCGCGAGAAGAACGAUAACAACAUUAAACUGCAACUGCAGGCUGAAUCUAUUGGAAUCAUAUCCAUCAAGGGCAUCUGCGCUAAUCGUUAUCUUGCUAUGAGUGAAGAUGGCAGAUUGUAUGGAUCGAAAUUGCCAACCGACGAAUGCUUCUUUCAUGAACGAUUGGAGCCAAAUAACUACAACACCUAUCGCUCAAAGAAAAAUGAAAAUUGGUAUGUUGCUCUCAAAAGGACUGGACAGUACAAACUCGGACCAAGAACUGGACCAGGACAGAAGGCGAUUCUGUUUCUGCCAAUGUCUGCAAAGUAUUCAUAAUCCAAUCCCAGCUUUUUCUUUUUAAUUUAAAGAGUGAUGAUUUAACUUUUGAUAUGACUGUUUUAUUGCUGUGAAAGGUAUAAAUGUAUACAGUAAAAUGUCACCAUGGUCUUGUGUUGUUUGGGUAGUCUUACAAACUGCAGUAUAUGAACUGUGCACUAUCAAGCUACAUAAAAUGUGAUUUUAAUAAAGCAUCAACACAUCCUUGGUUCUUUAAAUGGUACAGUCAUAAACACUAAUUUAAUAAUGUUCUUUGUAUAACCCAAUAUAUUGGUUUAUGUAAUAAUUGUUAAAAUGUAACAGCUGUAUAAUUUGAUUUAAACAAGCAGUUGAUGCAGAGUAUUUGGGAGAAUGGAUACAUACAUUAAUGUGUGGCCACUGGUCAAAUGUUGUUUGAUUGGCUUAAAUUAUUUGAUUGCAAGCAUGAAAAGAAUUCAGAAUUCUGUUUUCAUAUCCAGAUACUUCUGUACUGCCAGAUUAAAAUAUUUUUGGUUUUUAUAUAAA